Messenger RNA from Vigna umbellata (rice bean), 457 nucleotides. The record is from RefSeq and is a predicted model, not a curated record. Lineage: Eukaryota; Viridiplantae; Streptophyta; Magnoliopsida; Fabales; Fabaceae.
UUCUUAAUUAUAUUCCUUUUUAUUUCUUUCUCUUCGUUAUAUACCUCGCGACUCUUUGAGUUUUCUCGUCACUUUUUCUUGUUCCUUUUUAGGCUCAUCGUAUCUCUCACCUGGUUAUCCCAAGACUAAGCAUAUCCUGCGGACUUCGUAAGUCACUCUUGUGAAAAUGGAGAUGAUAACUAAUGUUACAGAGUAUGAAGCAAUUGCAAAGGAAAAAUUGCCAAAGAUGGUUUAUGACUACUAUGCAUCAGGGGCAGAGGAUCAGUGGACUUUGAAAGAGAAUCGAAAUGCAUUCGCAAGGAUUCUAUUCCGGCCACGUAUUCUUGUUGAUGUAAGCAGGAUAGACUUGACUGCAACUAUAUUGGGCUUCAAAGUUUCAAUGCCUAUCAUGAUUGCUCCGACAGCCAUGCAGAAGAUGGCUCACCCUGAAGGUAUGUGAUCAGACUCAUUGGUGUUC